CAAUUUCAACCUAACCUAUAAAAAAUGUAAUCAAGUUUAUCAAUACAACAAAAAAAUGUGAAAUUUAUAUCCAAAUUAAUUAUCUUGUAACUUCACCUAAAAUUCAAAUUAAAAAUGCCAAAUAACAGAAGACUGCCUCGUAAUAUUCGUAAUGUAGAUCCAUCCAUGAUUCCAGGCUUUAUGGGGGAAAGCAGAUAUGCAUCUCUAGGGUCUAAACCACCCACUGUGCCCCCUUUAGAGCAACCCUCUGCACCGAAACACUAUCCUUCUCCAAAUAUACCUACAGAUGGAGAAUUUUUCUUCGAAUUCCUUAUGUUCUUUUUCAGUGCAGUGUGUACAGCUUUGCAAUUCAUACACCUUUAUCAUACAGUUUGGUGGAGACCAAAUUCUCAUAUAAGUCAAGCAGUGAACUUUUACCUAAUUGACUCAUACCUAGUUUCUUUUGUCAUCAUUCUUCUUUCAAGACGUUUAAUAUAUCUGAUUGGAACAAAAAUUAUUGACAUUUUGGCACCACCCAAGUACCAAAUCCUGGUGAAUUUUCUCUACAGAAUUUUUCUAGCUGUUACAUUAUUUGUACUCCUGGGACUGUGUACUUACUUUGUGGUCCAACACAAUUUAAUCAUGAACAUUUUCUAUUUGUAUUAUCCAAUAUCUGUUUAUUUUGUACUUUUUGGUUUCAAAAUAACUCCUUUUUUUGAGCUUGUUGAUUGUGAUGCUGAGACCUCACCACCUUUACAUGCUUGUACAUCGGUAGCGGGUGACAUAAGACAAGAAGUUGGAAAACUCAAAAGCAAUUUUAACAGUAGAUUGAAACAAAUAUUAUUCAGUUGUGUGCUCAAUGCUUAUUAUGCAGGCUUUGUACCAUGUUGUUUCGCUCCGAACUAUCUUCACUAUGACAUGUAUUGGGCAACUCAGCAUACAAUGUUUGUUCUAUUGAGCUGCCUUGUAGCUUAUUGUUGUCAUAUACUACAUCCUAGAUAUUGUGAUGUACUUCACAGAUCUGCACUCCACCUGGGUACUUGGAUCAAAGUUGAAACACGUAAUAUAAUGCCUGUUAAUAACAAAUGGAACGAGGAGACCCUUUAUCCUUAUGGAGCCUUAGUGAGGCACGGAAAAGACAUGUUCCGUGCCCAAGGGGAAUGCAAUUGCAGUGAACCAAGCAGUACCACAUAUCUGAGGUUUCAUGCUCUUUUCAAAAACCCAUCAGUGAUCCUGAAAUAUCUUCUUUUGGUUCAGGGUUUGAUGGUGUUAUGGCAGCUUUACCUUAUUUUUGUGACUGUAUUUUGGCAUAACAUUGUAUCCCUAGCGUUCAUAAUGUUUUUUAAUUACUAUUUCUUGUACAAAGUUUUGAGAAAUUAUAUUGUAUGCUCAAAUAUUUAUAAGGAAGAGAAAAUGACUCAUGAAAGAUCUCGUAAUAAGUAAAUUGUAUUUUGUAUAUUGUAUUUUCUAAUUAAACUGAAAAAAUAUA
Molecule: messenger RNA, 1468 nt
Organism: Harmonia axyridis
Lineage: Eukaryota; Metazoa; Arthropoda; Insecta; Coleoptera; Coccinellidae
Product: transmembrane protein 39A
Exons: 6
Coding region: 115-1422 (435 amino acids)
Cellular component (GO): membrane
Source: RefSeq, a predicted model, not a curated record